Molecule: messenger RNA, 6561 nt
Organism: Colletotrichum karsti
Lineage: Eukaryota; Fungi; Ascomycota; Sordariomycetes; Glomerellales; Glomerellaceae
Exons: 10
Coding region: 1-6561 (2186 amino acids)
Cellular component (GO): membrane
Molecular function (GO): protein binding; calcium ion binding
Source: RefSeq, a predicted model, not a curated record
AUGUACUCGAACUCGAACGCUUUCCUGGGCGGCAACAGCCAACGGCCCGGUGCACAGCAAUAUGGAAGCUCUUUUGGACAACAGCCGGGACAGCAGCAACCCAGUCCGUUUGCUCCUCAGCCCACGGGUUUCGGUCAAGCGCCGCUGCAACAGCAGUACACCGGUUUCCCGGGCGCAGCACCGCAGCAGCAACCUCAGCCGACUGGCUUUGGUCAAGGACUCCAACCUCAGCCGACCGGCUUUGGGCCAGGUCUUCAACCUCAGCAGACUGGCUUCGGUCAGCCCCAGCCCCAGCAGAGCUUCCAGACUGGCGCGCCGCCGAUGCCUUCAAUUCCCCCACAGUUCCAGCAGCAAUUCCAGCAACAGCAGCAACAGCAGCCGCAACAGCCUCAGCAGACUGGAUUUCCUGGCGUCCAACAGCAGCAGCCUCAGCAAACUGGAUUCCCCCAAGUUCAGCAACCGCAGCAGACUGGCUUCCCUCAGCCUCAGCAGCCCCAGCAGACCGGCUUUCCCGGCCAGCAAUCGUCGUCGGCUCCGUCUCCCGCUCCCAUCAAGCCGCAAGCUACGGGUUUCAGCCAGAUGGCCGCGUCGUUCCAGACCGGAGGUACACCAAAGCCUGCUGGCCGGCGUCCGAAGACCUCGAACAAGAUCCCCAACAUCCGGCUUUCUUUCAUCACUGCCCAAGAUCAGAACAAGUUCGAGACCCUCUUCAAGUCCGCUGUGGGCGAUGGCCAGGACAGCACUAUGUCCGGAGACAAGGCGAGGGACCUGUUGCUGAGGUCCCGACUUGACGGUGAUUCGCUGUCGCACAUCUGGACCCUCGCCGAUACGACUCGAUCUGGACAGCUUCACUUCCCUGAGUUCGCUCUGGCAAUGUACCUUUGCAACUUGAAGCUUACUGGAAAGUCCCUGCCUUCCACGCUCCCCGACAACAUCAAGAAUGAGGUUUCCAGUAUGGUGGACAUCAUCAACUUCAGCAUCGCUGAGGAUGCGGGUCGCACUACUCCUGGAAGCACAGCCACUGGAAGAUCGAGCACCGAACCUACGAUUCACCAGCCGCAACCUCAAGCGUCAAACUCCCAGUUGUUGCAGGCACAGAUGACCGGGUUUCCUGGCCAGCAGCAGCCUCAACCAACGGGCUUCGGACAAGGGCUUCAACCUCAGCAGACUGGCUUCCCCGGCGUCAACCCGCAGCCGACUGGAUACACGGGCCCUCGCCCACCCAUGCCCCCGAUGCCCACUGGAUUCGGCGGAGGACCUAUGGCGGCACCCCUGAAUGCUCAGCCGACUGGUCGACCUGGCCAGUGGGGUCUCGUGAACACACCUGCCACUGGUUUGCCGAACAUCGAUCUUCUGCAAGCCCGUAUGAUGCCGCAACAGGGCCGUGAACAGCAGAACUUCACCACUCAGGGUCUCCAAGGCAACGCUGUCAUUCCCUGGGCGAUUACGAAGGACGAGAAGCAGCGUUACGACGCACUUUUCAAGGCUUGGGAUGGUCUGCACAAGGGUUACAUUGGUGGCGACGCAGCUAUCGAAAUCUUUGGCCAGAGUGGUCUUGAAAAGCCAGACCUUGAACGCGUUUGGACACUCGCUGACAACGGCAACAAGGGACGCCUGAACUUGGACGAGUUUGCGGUUGCCAUGCACUUGAUCUACCGAAAGCUCAACGGCUACCCGCUUCCCAACAGCUUGCCGCCUGAGCUGGUUCCUCCCUCUACGAGAAACAUCAAUGAAUCCAUUGGCACUAUUAGGUCCAUGCUCAGCCAAGAGUCCGAGUUCCGCAACAAGUCUGGCGCAGCUCUCCUUCCUCAGAAGACUGGAGUCAGCUACAUGAAGAGCCACUCGCUCAGAGGUACUCCCCAGGGCUUCAACAGUGGACGUAAGGAUGCCACCGUGUUUAAGAACAACGAUGACCAGGUCGGCUACAAGUCCAGUGCCCGCCGCCGUGUUGGCAACAACUCUCCCCGCCCCGAGUCUCCUGUGACUACGUCAUACGACGACCUUGGUCUCGAACAACUCAGAAAGAAGAUCCGGGAGAAGGAAGUGCUCAUUGACGCUAUGGACUUUGCGGACGAGAAGAGCCUGGAAGAGGAUGAUAUGCUUGAUAGACGCGACCGCCGCGAGGCUGAGGAGCUGUACCGCCGUAUUCGCCGUGUCCAGGACGAUAUCGACUCGCAUCCCGACGCUGCGCUUGUCAGUGGAGAUUCAGACGCCGAAAGACGUGCUUUGAAGCGCCAGCUCCAGACCCUCCAGGACAAGGUUCCCGAGCUGGCCUCUGCAGUUCGCAAGACCGAGAAGGCCAUUGCCGAUGCUAGACUUGAACUCUUUAGGCUCAAGGAUGCCAAGGCCCAUCCCGGCAGUGCUUCUGCCAUUGUUGGCACUGGACCUGGCGGUGUCGUCACUGAGUCUGACAGGCUCAAGGCCAGAGCCAAGGCUAUGAUGCAGCAGCGCACGGCGGCUCUGACCGGCAAGAAGGUUGAAUCCAGUUUCGACGACCUUGAAGGACCCAAGCGCCUGGAAGAGGAGACCCUCAAGGUCAAGACUGAGAAGGAGAACAACGAGAGCAUGGUUAGAGAUGUCGAGGACUCCGUGCGUGACUUCGCCCGCGGCAUUGAGGAUAGCUUGAAAGAAGGUGGUGAGACGUCUACCAACGAACACGAGAAGCGACGCUGGGAUGACGCCCUUGGCGUCGAGGAUGAGGUUAGAGAUUUCAUCUUUGACCUACAGCGAUCCAGCCGUGCCGCCCGCGUUCGUGCUCAGGACAAGCGUAGCACGUCUAGGUCUCCCUCCGCCGCUCGAGCUAGCCCAGCCCCUGCUGCUCGCCACGAGAGUCCCGCUCCCCCCUCGCGUACUGCCACUCCAUCAAGCGCCGGCGGAGGCUCCUACUCGUCUUACAAGACUCCCGAGGAGCGUGCAGCUUUUAUCAAGCAACAAGCUGAGCAGCGCAUGGCUGAGAGACUUGCUGCUUUGGGCAUCAAGGCUCCCAGUAAGCCUGGUGAGACGGCUGCCCAGAGAAUGGAGCGUGAAAGAGCCGAACGUGCUGCUAAGCUGCGCCAGGCCGAGGAGGAGGAUGAACGCCGCGAAGCUGAGCGCCAGGCUCGUCUUGCGGAAGAAACGGGUGCCCCUGCACCGGCCUCGAGCGGCGCUAAGAAGCCUCCCCCACCGCCAUCAAGGAAGGGCGGCAAGAACGAUGCCGCAGACCGAGAGGCUGCUCGCAAGGCUGAGGAGGAGCAAGCUGCUAAGCAUGCAGAGGAGGAGCGCCUCGCUAGAGAGCACGAAGCGCAGCAGCGUGCUACUCAGGAGAUGGAGGCAAACGCAAGAGAGGCAGAGAACGAGAUCGAGAAUGAGCGUUCUGCCGCGGAAGCCCGUCUCAAGGCACUCGAGGAACAAGUCAAGGCCGGCAAGCUUAAGAAGGAGGAGGAGAAGCGCAAGAAGAAGGCCGCACUCGCCGAAGCCAAGGAGAAGGAGUCUAAGCUCGCUGCCCAGAGAGCAGAGAUCGAGGCUGCUCGUCAGCGCGAGUUGGAGCUCCAACGCCAGCUCGAAGCUUUGAACGACGAUGAUGACUCCUCGGACGACGAAGACGGUGCUGCUCAGAUUACACCUCAGGCCUCGACACCUACUCAGGGCGGCAGCCAGAUCAGCAGCCAAGAACUUGAGAAGCAACCCUCGCCGCCUCCUGUCCCGACCGUGGUUACAAGCCCGCCGACAGAAAACGAGAGCCGCAACCCCUACUACCGUAUGCUCUCACACUCCUCCGAAUCGACGUCCGGUCCUAACGAACAACCAGCACCCGCGGCCGCGCCUCCCCCGCCCCCUCAACCUGAAGUGUCAACCAACCCGUUCUACCGCAUGACACAAGAAAGCAAGGCUGCACCUGCGGCAGCCGCUCCUCCCCCUCCCUCUGGGCCCUUCUCUCGCAAGCGUCCUGACGAAGACGAUGACGGCUGGGGCACGGAUAAGGAUGAAGAUGAGGACUCUGACGACGAUGACCGUCCGGGUGGUAGCAGCGCCGCGGCCCUGGCCUCCAUCUUGUUUGGCACCAUGGCACCGCCGCGACCUCUGUCAGCUGCUGGCGACAAGCCGACUUCCAAUCCUGUCAGCCCGGCCAUCGGCAGUGCAUCUCCGGCGUCUCCCUCGCCACCUCCUCCUAUGCCCAGUUCUGGUGCCCCACCUCCACCUCCCGGCCCGGCGCCCGAGGCCCCGUCGGCGCCGCCGCCGCCUCCCAUGCCUACUACGGCCGCACCGGGCGGUCCUCCUCCCCCGCCGCCGCCUCCACCAGGCAUGGGAGCCCCGCCACCACCUCCUCCUCCCCCAAUGGAUGAUGCCCCGGCUGGCCCACCGGCAGGCGGCAGACCCUCGGGUUUCCUGAGCGAGAUUCAGAUGGGUAGAUCGUUGAAGAAGACUGAGACGCGCGAUAAGAGCGGCGCCGCGACUGCUGGCCUCCUGUACAGCUUGUACGUGUACGCCCCGAACAAAUGGGCCCCCUUCAUCUUCAUCGCCCUAUACGGCAUCUCGGCCGUCUUCCACAUCUGGCAGUGUUACCGCUAUAAGGCUUUCAAACUCAUCGGCCUACACCCCGUCUGCGCCGUCCUCUUCACAGCCGGCUACUCCCUGCGCCUGUAUGGGUCCUACAACUACAUCUACAGCGAGACCACCAAGACGCCCCUGAUGGUCUUCAUCUUCAGCCAAGUCUUCAUCUACGUCUGUCCUCCUCUUCUCGAACUCGCAAACUACCACGUCCUCGGCCGCAUCUUCUACUACGUCCCGCACUGCGCGCCCCUCCCGCCGGGCAGGGUGCUCGCCAUAUUCGGCGGCCUCAUGGCCGUCGUCGAGCUCCUCAACGCCCUCGGCGUCGCCCUCGCCUCCAACCCCUCCGGCACCAACCAGGACCUCGGCAGCCACCUGACGGUAGCGGCCAUCGGGAUCCAGCUCGUCCUCAUCGUCGUCUUCGUCUGCCUCGCGGUCCUCUUCCACCGGCGCGUUUCCACAGCCGGGAUCCGCUCCCGCGCCGUGGCGACCAUGCUCCUCGCGCUCUACGCCAGCAUGGCCCUCAUCUUCGUCCGCUGCGUGUACCGGCUCGUGGAGCACACGGGCAGCACCGAGGUCGACCUCGACGACAUGGAGGUCCUGAGGGGCCUGAGCCCGAUUCUGAGAUACGAGGUGUACUUUUACGUCUUCGAGGCCGCGCUGAUGCUCGUCAACUCGCUCAUCUGGAACGUGUGGCAUCCCGGGCGUUUCCUGCCCAGGGGUCACCACGUCUACCUCGCGCCGGACGGCGUCGAGGUCGUGGGCGAGAAGGAUGUUGAUGCGCGGCCUGUUUGGGCCAAGGUUUGCAAUGUUCUUACGACCGAGGUCUGCGCUUUGCCUCAAGCCGCGGAAUACUUCAACUCGUGCAUCUAUCACGACUUAGUCCCGAUCCACGAACUCGGGCAUAACCCCCACGUUUACCCUCUCACGGAACGUCAUCUCCGUGUCGGGGCCGCGGCGCCCGAGUAUCUACGCUUCGGCAUGGUCUGCAUGACCUUGAGCCACCGCAUCAACAGGACCAGGAGCGGCAACCGGGCCAGCAAGGCGUUGUCGGAGAGGUUCUACACCUACUGGGGUCUCGCCGUCCGGUCUCUGGGAGAACACCUGAACUCCGGAGACGAUUCUACGGGAGACGUUGUGAUUGCUGGGAUAUUGACGCUCUUGCUGGCCGAUGUUCAAAACGGCACGUCCCUCAACUGGCGAUGCCACAUGGAGGGCGUCCACAAAAUUAUCUCCCUCCGGGGCGGCUUCGGCGCCGUGGCUGGGUCGAGGAGGUUGGAGCCGCUGCUUCUCGUCCUCUGGUCCGUCGCCGUGAUCGGGAACACGACAUGUCCCGCGUCAGACCUUACCAUGACGGUUGUCCAGCUCGACGCCCUGGAGCUCAUCAUGGAGCACUUCGCCACGUCGGCUUCCCCGUUCCAUAUGUGUCCUCUGCCGCUGUUCGGGGAGAUCAUCAGGAUAAACCAUCUCCGGGCCAGAGCUCAGAGCUCCGGAGCCGAGGGUCUGUCGAGCGAGGCAUGGAAGAUCCUGGAUCGCGUCUGCGGCUUCUUGGUUGAAGACUGGGCGGAGCGCAAAUCUCGUUUCAAUCCCUCGUCUAAACAGGACUGGAUGGUCUUGGGCAGCAUCCAUCAGUCCGCCGUCGUCAUAUACUGCAUCCUCUCGCUCCAAAGCCUCGCCGUCCUCCCCUCGAACGCCGCUCUGAGAAGCCUCUGCGCCGCCCACGGCCGGGCAUUGCGAAACGGCCUGGAAGAAGCAGUCUCGUCCCCGAAGAUGAAGCGGUUCACGAUCUGGCCCCUGGCCGUGCUCGGCGUGGCAGCCGUCCACGAGGCGGCGCUGCGCGGGUUUGUCGCGAGCCGGCUGCCCGGUCUGAGCAGAGACCUGGGGACAUGCGUGCCGUUGACGGCGCAGUGUGUGUUGGAGAGGUUUUGGAGCUCUGGGAAGACGAGGUGGGACGCGUGUUUUGAGAGGGCGUAUGUUUUUACCGGGCAGCUUGCUGUUGAUACGAGCCGGUUGUCCGCUUAUGAUGAGGUUUGA